This is a messenger RNA of Daphnia carinata, 4141 nucleotides long. Its product is annotated as protein Jumonji-like. Gene Ontology annotation, molecular function: DNA binding; histone demethylase activity. Gene Ontology annotation, cellular component: nucleus. Gene Ontology annotation, biological process: chromatin remodeling. NCBI's taxonomy places the organism in Eukaryota, Metazoa, Arthropoda, Branchiopoda, Diplostraca, Daphniidae. The transcript is spliced from 7 exons. The record is from RefSeq and is a predicted model, not a curated record. Bases 207 to 3947 code for a protein of 1246 amino acids.
GACGGGCACAAGCAAAGCGGCAACGUCGGCAGAACUACUUUGUUUAUGCGUUGCGCCGUAUGGAACAGCCAAGUCGCGCGUAAACUCACUGACAUAAAAACUUCCUUUAGUUUUCCAUUAUAUCUAGUGGUGGUAUAUUCGAGUGUUGGCACGAAGUUGUUUUUAGCUGAAGAUGUUUGAUCUUUUCCUUUAUGUAAAUUAAUUUUAUGUGUGCCAUUAUGUUGCUGAAAAAGAAAACAAAAGUGGCAGAGCUGAGAGAGUCUGGUGGGAUGACAGAAGAGAGAAAAACUAAAGUGCAUGCACAACGAAAAUUUGCUCAAGGAAGUCCAAGUUUUACCCUUUUAAAAGACAGAGAAAAGGAAAGUGGAUCAACAUACCAAACAAAUCAAUCAACUGCACCUGGUUCUACAUAUAAUGACCCAGCAAAUUAUGUUGUUCCGGACGUUUGCCCGAAGACUGAAGAUUUUUUAGAAUUUUUGUGUUUUCGAAGUUGCCCAAAUUUUCUUCCAAGUUCCUUAAACUAUUUUGGGGAUCCUGUACAUCACAAUUUCCCUAAUGGAGUUCCCUCUUCAGAGCCUGUCAUUCCAUCUGGAAGCACAAUUACCAAGCAAGAAAUUUGCAGCAAAGUUGAUCUGAAACAGGCAGAAGCCAAACUGCCAAUGGCUUCCAAAUCAAAGCCACUUAAACAAACAUCACAAGUAAAGAAAAUACCUAAUGUUAAUCAAACAAAAAUCUCAGUUGGCCGGAUUCAUUCCAGCUUUCGCAAAACUAUCGUCAAUUCCGGAAUAAUGACUCGUAUGGGUCUUAUGAAAUCUUGCACAGAUCUUUCGGCUUCCAAAACCUCGAGAAACCUAACUCAUAAAAAUAAAAAGGUUCGUAAAGCAAGUCCCUUGCCGAAGAGAGUAUCCACCCGUUCGCAGUUACGAAAUGCAAAAUUUCAGUCCAGUUCGAGUUCAGCGUCAUCUAACGGCGAUUCAGAUUCGGAUGCAGAAAGCUCAGAUGGGCCAACUCCAUCUUCUGCUACUGUGAAAAAAAGAAAACUGUCGCAAAACAAUCGUACCUUAUCCGCCAAGAAAAUAACUUCAAACUUAGAACCUGUGACAAUGAAAACUCGAAUCCGUAACAAGGCGGAGAAUCCCAGCGUCCCCGUGAGCAAAAAUACUCGUCAGUCUUUAAAAACUGUGGUAGCAUCUAAUCAUCCGCCAAAAAAAGCUUCCAAAGACCCUGCUAAAGCCGAAUCUGUUCACUUACAACGAAAGCCAUUGGAUUCGGAAUCGAAACGCUCUUCUGUUAACGAGAAGUCAAAAGUCUCAUCUAUCAAAGAAAAUUCGAAAACAACGAUGUUGAGGGAAAAAAACAAAAACUUGGUAUCGGAUUCUGACACAGUUAAAUCGACUGUAGCAGCAAAACAGACUCGAGAAUCAUCUAAAAGACUCAAAAGCCCCCCAGUCGUUGCUUCCCCAACGCGACGUCCAUCACGACGAACUAAAGAAGCUGCCACAUUCUUUAUGACGCUUAUCGGUCAGGAAGAAGAAUUUUAUUCAUCCGAAUUAGACGAUCACAAUAUACUUCAAUGUUUGGAAGACGAACAGAAAUCACCCCCUAAGAAGAAAAGUCGGAUUCCUGUUGAACGCAAUUCGAAACCGCACCCGUCGCCAUCUCCUGUUGUUCGAGGAAAAAGAAACAGUGCUGAAUUGUCAAGCAGUCGUGCAAAACGUCGAUCAACUAUCUUGCAAGAAGCAGCCAAACGUUUCACAGAAUCGCAGAGCUCCAGCGACAGUUCAGAUUCUGAAAAGGACGAUUCAUCAUCCUCACUCUCUUCUUCUUUGCGCUCUUUAUCUUCUUCGUCAAGCGAAGACGAUGCACCUGUUCGCAGUAUAAGAACGCGAUCAUUUGAUCCUACUCGUUGUACCAAAACUUCGUCUAGCAAAACAAAGAAAGAUGACACUCGCGGUGCACGAGCAAUUAUGACGAGGAAGAAAUCAUUGAGCCAAGCGCAAGAAACAAAUACAAAAAAGCCAGCGCGAUUGGAAACCAAAAAUACUAAAUCCACCAACAUAGUAAAAUCGGAGGCCAACACCCGCAAGCGACCUACCAAUAUCAAGAGGACGGUGGAAACUCCCCCAUUAAAUUAUGACCUGAGUUCGUUGAUCGAUGCACCCGUUUUCCAUCCGGACGAAAAAGAGUUUAAUGACCCCAUCGAAUAUUUAGAGAAAAUUCAAAAUGAAUGUGAACGCUUUGGCAUCUGCCGCAUAGUUCCUCCAGCUUCAUUCAAACCCGAGUGCCAAGUAGCAGAUGGAAUGCGUUUCACUGCCAACAACCAAUAUGUUCAUCGAAUGUUUCGCCGGAGAGGCACAAACUCGUGUAUUUUAGAAGCCAUUCACCGUCAUCUUAGAGAACUCAACAUAGAUUACCAACCGCCCCCUUGCAUUGGUGGCAUCGAAGUAGAUCUCCCUGGCCUCUAUGAAGCUGUCCAAGAUUUAGGAGGUCCAGGACACGUCCUCGAGAACGAUUUGUGGUCUAAAGUUGCAGAGACAUUGAAAAUUCCUCAAGGUGCCCACGAUCGUUUUUCAAAAUUGGACUCUAUCUAUUGCAAGUACCUGCUCCCUUAUGCGACUCUAUCGGACGAAGAGCGCAAAAAACUAAUGCACAAGAUUGAAUCCCAGAAGAACCGACAUUUAACUGAUGACGAAGAUGAAAACGAAUGCGUCGUUAAGGGCAGCAGUAUGUCACUGAGUACGUUUUAUCGUAUUGCGCGCAAUACUUUAUCGAUUUGGUUUCCCAAUGCUAAUUCAUCAGCCACUGAUGCAUCUGAUUUAGAACCAGCGCAGGUGGAAGCCGCUUAUUGGAAGCUAGUCACAAGACGUGCUGCACAUGUGUGUGUCCAUUCUGGUAACAUCGAUUCAGGCCAGUCUGGUUAUGGAUUUCCUUGCAACAAGACAUCUAGACAUCCAUGGAACUUAAAAGUGUUAACCAACAAUAAUGGAUCGGUUUUACGCAGUCUUGGUCCCGUUCCGGGUUGCACUGUUCCCACGCUACACGUCAGUAUGCUUUUCAGUGCCUCGUGUUGGUACCGUGACCCUCAUGGCCUUCCAUGGAUUGAUUAUUUGCACACUGGGGCAGAUAAAAUAUGGUACGGAGUGCCUUCACUACAGGAAUCUGUUUUACAUCAAGCCAUGAAUAAGCUUGUUCCGGAUCUCGUAAAGGGUGACAAAUCCGUCUGGUUGUCUUCAGAUACUGUCAUGGUUCCUCCUACGAUGUUAGCCGAUCAGAAAGUCAGCCUGAGUCGCACCAUACAAAAGUCUGGCCAGUUUGUUGUCGUAUGGCCACGCGCGUUUACUUCUUCGCUGUCUACAGGUUAUAGCGUUUCGGAAAGCGUCUGCUUCGCUCCUAUGGAUUGGCUUUCUAUUGGGGACGCUUGUUUCAAAGAACUUAGAAUCAACAACGAACCCACUGUUUUCUCUUUGCAGCAGUUACUUUGGAGUAUCGCUCAUGACACUCGCUCAACUGUCAACGUCUUGAAACGUGUCCUACCCAUAUUGAAACCGGACAUUGACGAGGAAAUUCAACUGCGAUCCAGUCUAAGAGACUUUGGUGUUCAGCAGUGGCGGAAGUUGCCAGUUACGACUGAGUCGAGCUCAAAAGAUGGGAAAAAGCGACGGCAGACUUCUGUCACUGAUGACGGUGAAAUGGAGUGUGAAAUAUGCCAAGCUAGUCUCUUCUUUUCGCGAGCUGAAUGCCAUUCCAAAGCAGAUUCACCUGUAACUUGGUGUCUAAUGCAUGCUCUUAAGAAAAUCAAAGACCACCCUCGAGUCACACAACAUAUUAGGGUGUUUUACGUUCACGAUGAAGCAGAGCUUCGUAAAACAGUGCAAAGUCUGCAAGAUCACGUAAAAAGUAAAGCCUUGCGAAGGGCGCCGGUGCAUCACCGAAGCUCGACUUUGUAAUGAAAACAAGCUCCAGAAUAGAUUUUAUGGAUUCAUUAAUCAAACUUUCAAGCAAUUGGUUUACAAAUUACAGUUGCCAAGUGUGUAAGUAUUUAACCUCAGGAAUUUGAAAACAGAAACUCGUUUGUAAUAAUUUCCUUGACAUGUGUAACUAGGUUUUUAAUAAAAAAACAACCGUGGAAAUCGAAGAGCAA